Messenger RNA from Rangifer tarandus platyrhynchus (Svalbard reindeer), 7353 nucleotides. The record is from the annotation of a GenBank genome assembly. NCBI's taxonomy places the organism in Eukaryota, Metazoa, Chordata, Mammalia, Artiodactyla, Cervidae.
AUGUCAAGUUCAGGUUAUCCUCCCAACCAAGGAGCAUUCAGCACAGAACAAAGUCGGUAUCCUCCCCACUCUGUUCAGUACACCUUUCCCAGCACCCGUCACCAGCAGGAAUUUGCGGUCCCUGAUUACCGUUCUUCUCAUCUUGAAGUCAGUCAGGCAUCACAGCUCUUGCAGCAGCAGCAGCAGCAGCAGCUUCGCAGGAGGCCUUCCCUACUUUCAGAGUUUCACCCGGGUUCUGACAGGCCUCAAGAAAGAAGAACUGGAUAUGAGCAGUUUCACCCAGGCCCUUCCCCAGGGGAUCAUGAUUCACUGGAUUCCAAGAGACCACGUCUGGAGCAGCUUUCUGAUUCCCAUUUCCAGCGGGUCAGCGCUGCGGUCUUACCUUUAGUGCACACGCUGCCAGAAGGGUUGAGGUCUUCUGCAGAUGCUAAGAAGGACCCAGCAUUUGGAGUCAAACAUGAAGCUCCUUCCUCUCCAAUCUCUGGGCAACCAUGUGGGGAUGAUCAAAAUGCUUCACCUUCAAAACUUUCAAAGGAAGAGUUAAUACAGAGUAUGGAUCGUGUAGAUCGAGAAAUUGCGAAAGUAGAGCAGCAGAUCCUUAAACUGAAAAAAAAACAACAACAGCUUGAAGAGGAGGCCGCGAAGCCUCCAGAGCCCGAGAAGCCUGUGUCCCCCCCUCCUGUGGAGCAGAAGCACCGCAGUGUUGUCCAGAUUAUUUAUGAUGAAAACCGGAAAAAAGCGGAAGAAGCUCAUAAAAUAUUUGAAGGUCUUGGCCCGAAAGUUGAACUGCCACUCUAUAACCAGCCAUCAGACACCAAGGUGUACCAUGAGAACAUCAAGACAAACCAGGUGAUGAGGAAAAAACUCAUUUUAUUUUUUAAAAGAAGAAAUCAUGCAAGAAAACAAAGGGAACAAAAAAUCUGCCAACGUUAUGAUCAGCUCAUGGAGGCAUGGGAGAAAAAAGUGGACAGAAUAGAAAAUAACCCUCGGAGGAAAGCUAAAGAAAGCAAAACAAGAGAGUACUAUGAAAAGCAAUUUCCAGAGAUUCGAAAACAGAGAGAACAGCAAGAACGGUUUCAGCGAGUUGGGCAGAGGGGAGCUGGUCUUUCAGCCACCAUUGCUAGGAGUGAACAUGAGAUUUCUGAAAUUAUUGAUGGGCUCUCCGAACAGGAGAAUAAUGAGAAACAAAUGCGACAGCUCUCUGUGAUCCCGCCUAUGAUGUUUGAUGCUGAACAGAGACGGGUCAAGUUCAUUAACAUGAAUGGCCUCAUGGAGGACCCUAUGAAGGUUUAUAAAGAUAGGCAGUUCAUGAAUGUUUGGACUGACCAUGAGAAGGAGAUCUUUAAAGACAAGUUUAUCCAGCAUCCAAAAAACUUUGGACUGAUUGCAUCUUACUUGGAAAGGAAGAGUGUUCCUGAUUGUGUUUUAUAUUACUACUUAACCAAGAAAAAUGAGAAUUAUAAAGCCCUAGUAAGAAGGAACUAUGGAAAACGCAGAGGGAGAAAUCAGCAAAUUGCCCGACCCUCACAAGAAGAAAAAGUAGAAGAAAAGGAAGAGGAUAAAGCAGAAAAAACAGAAAAAAAAGAGGAGGAAAAGAAAGAUGAAGAAGAAAAGGAUGAAAAGGAGGACUCUAAAGAAAAUACCAAGGAAAAGGAUAAGACAGAGGGGACAGCUGAAGAAACUGAGGAGAGAGAGCAGGCCACACCCCGGGGCCGGAAGACCGCCAAUAGCCAGGGCCGCCGGAAGGGCCGGAUCACCAGGUCCAUGACCAGUGAGGCUGCCGCGGCCAGUGCUGCUGCGGCCGCGGCCACUGAGGAGCCCCCGCCACCUCUGCCACCGCCACCAGAGCCCAUUUCUACGGAACCUGUAGAAACUUCUCGAUGGACAGAAGAAGAAAUGGAAGUUGCUAAAAAAGGUCUAGUGGAACAUGGUCGUAACUGGGCAGCAAUUGCAAAGAUGGUGGGAACUAAAAGUGAAGCCCAAUGUAAAAACUUCUAUUUUAACUAUAAACGGAGGCACAAUCUUGACAACCUUUUGCAGCAGCAUAAACAGAAAGCCUCACGGAAGCCCCGUGAAGAGCGAGACGUGUCUCAGUGUGAAAGUGUGGCCUCCACUGUCUCAGCACAGGAGGACGAGGACAUUGAAGCCUCUAAUGAAGAGGAGAACCCCGAGGACAGUGAAGGUGCUGAAAAUAGUUCUGAUACAGAAAGUGCUCCUUCUCCUUCACCAGUUGAAGCUGUCAAGCCUGGCGAAGACAGCACUGAAAAUGCGCCUCCUGGAGGGACUGCUGAGGCUGUGGCUGAGCUGGAGGCUACCCCUGACGCCGUGCCCAGGCCUUCUCCCUCGCCGGCAGCUGCGAGCACAAAAGCAGCCGAGGAUGACAGUGUGGAAGCCCCGGUGAAUGAUAGCAUCACAGUGGACACGGCCGAGCCGAUGGAGGUGGAGCAUGAGGAGCGCGGGGCUGAAGGCACUUCUGCUCUUGACCUCCCCUCGGCCGCCAAGGCCAAUGCUGUGGAUGUUGAAAUGCGGGUGCCAGAAAGCAGUCCAUCCAGAGUCGAAGGGGACCUCAAAGACAGAGACCUGGAGAGGAGCGGCGAGAAGCCAGAGCCUGGAGAGGAUGAUCUGGGGGUAGCCCAGCAGCUGAGCGCCCCGAGGCCUGAGCCCCUGUCUGACCACGAUUCCAGCGCCACUUGCAGUGCAGACGAGGACGUGGAUGGGGAGCCCGAGAGGCAGCGAAUGUUUCCUAUGGAUUCGAAACCUUCAUUGUUAAAUCCCGCUGGGUCUAUACUGGUCUCAUCACCCAUAAAACCAAACCCACUGGACCUGCCUCAGCUUCAACAUCGAGCUGCUGUCAUCCCACCAAUGGUUUCCUGCACCCCAUGUAACAUCCCAAUUGGGACCCCCGUGAGCGGCUAUGCCCUCUACCAGCGGCACAUCAAAGCCAUGCACGAGUCGGCGCUCCUGGAGGAGCAGCGGCAACGGCAGGAGCAGCUGGACCUAGAGUGUCGGAGCUCGACCAGCCCGUGCGGUGCCGCGCGGAGCCCCGGCAGAGACUGGGAAGUCCUCCAGCCUGCUCCACAUCAGGUGAUAACUAACCUUCCUGAAGGGGUUCGGCUUCCAACAACUCGGCCCACUCGGCCGCCGCCUCCUCUCAUCCCGUCAUCCAAAACCACAGUGGCUUCUGAGAAACCAUCGUUUUUACUGGGAGGCUCCAUCUCGCAGGGAACACCCGGCACUUACUUGCCUUCUCCUAAUCAGGCCUCCUACGCCCCUGAGGCAGCGAAGCCCUCGGCAGGCUCCAUCUCUCUGGGACUGCCGCGGCAGCAGGAGGCCGCCAAGCCAGCCACCGUGCCCUACAUCAAGCAGGAGGAGUUCUCUCCCCGAAGCCAGAACUCACAGCCUGAGGGUUUACUGGUCAGAGCCCAGCACGAAGGGGUGGUCAGAGGUACCUCAGGAGCCAUUCAAGAAGGAAGCAUAACUCGGGGAACACCCUCUAGCAAACUCUCUGUGGAGAGCAUCCCGUCCCUCCGAGGUUCCAUCACCCAGGGAACCCCAGCUCUGUCCCAGGCUGGCAUACCAACUGAGGCAUUGGUGAAAGGACCUGUUUCUAGACUGUCCAUUGAAGAGAGCAGUCCUGAGAAAGGCCGGGAGGAAGCCGCCUCCAAAGGCCAUGUUAUUUACGAAGGCAAAAGUGGACACAUCUUAUCCUAUGACAAUAUUAAGAAUGCCCGAGACGGGACGAGGAGUCCAAGAACAGCUCAUGAAAUCAGUCUCAAAAGAAGCUAUGAAUCAGUGGAAGGAACAAUAAAACAAGGGUUGUCUAUGAGGGAAUCUCCCGUAUCAGCACCGCUGGAGGGGCUCAUCUGCCGCGCGCUGCCCAGAGGGAGCCCUCACUCUGACCUCAAGGACAGGACCGUGCUGUCUGGGUCCAUCAUGCACGGCACACCAAGAGCGACAACUGAAAGUUUCGAGGAUGGCCUUAAGUACCCCAAACAGAUUAAAAGGGAGAGUCCACCCAUCCGAGCGUUUGAAGGUGCCAUCACCAAAGGAAAGCCCUAUGAUGGCAUCACCACCAUCAAAGAGAUGGGGCGCUCCGUUCACGAGAUCCCCCGGCAGGACAUGUUGGCUCAGGAGAGUCGGAAAACCCCCGAGGUGGUGCCGAGUGCUCGGCCCGUCAUUGAGGGCUCCAUCUCCCAGGGCACACCCAUCAAGUUCGACAGCAGCUCGGGUCAGUCUGCCAUCAAACACAAUGUCAAGUCCCUGAUCACGGGGCCUAGCAAAUUGCCCCGUGGGAUGCCUCCAUUGGAAAUUGUGCCUGAGAAUGUUAAAGUGGUAGAAAGGGGCAAGUAUGAGGAUGUGAAGGCAGGAGAGCCCGUGCGGUCCCGGCACACGUCGGUGGUGAGCUCCGGCCCCUCAGUCCUCAGGUCCACUCUCCACGAAGCUCCCAAAGCACAGCUGAGCCCGGGAAUUUAUGAGGACGCCAGCGCACGGCGCACACCGGGGAGCUACACCAGCACUGUGUCCCGGGGCUCGCCCAUGCUGAGCAGACCUUCUGAAGUUACAAUUUCUUCUGGCAAGUCUGCUAAUCAUGAGAGGAAGUCAACCCUGACCCCUACCCAGAGGGAGAGCAUCACAGCCAAGUCUCCGGUGCCUGGCGUGGACCCUGCAGUGAGCCACAGCCCCUUUGAGCCGCACCACAGGGGCGGCACCCCCGGGGAGGUGUACCGGAGCCACCUGCCGGCACACUUGGACCCAGCCAUGCCCUUUCACCGGGCUCUGGAUCCUGCAGCCGCUGCUUACCUGUUCCAGAGGCAGCUGUCACCGACCCCUGGCUACCCCAGUCAGUACCAGCUCUACGCGAUGGAGAACACGCGCCAGACCAUUCUCAACGAUUACAUCACCUCCCAGCAGAUGCAAGUGGGCCUUCGGCCUGACGUGGCCAGGGGGCUGUCCCCCCGGGAACAGCAGCUGGGGCUCCCAUACCCGGCGACCAGGGGAAUUAUUGACCUGACCAACAUGCCUCCAGCAAUUUUAGUGCCUCACCCUGGGGGAACGAGCACCCCUCCCAUGGACAGAAUCACAUAUAUUCCCGGUACACAGAUCACCUUCCCACCCAGACCUUACAGCUCCGCGUCCGUAAGUCCAGGACACUCAACACACCUCGCUGCCGCAGCCAGUGCUGAGAGAGAGCGGGAGCGGGAGAAGGAGCGGGAGCGCCUUGCCGCAGCCUCCUCGGACCUCUACCUGCGGCCGGGCUCAGAGCAGCCUGGCCGGCCCAGCAGCCACGGCUACGUGCGCUCCCCAUCCCCAUCGGUCAGAACUCAGGAGGCCCUGCUGCAGCAGAGACCCAGCGUCUUCCAGGGAACCAACGGGACCAGCGUGAUCACCCCACUGGACCCUAGUGCACAGCUGCGGAUCAUGCCACUGCCUGCCGGGGGCCCUUCCAUCAGCCAGGGCCUGCCGGCCUCCCGUUACAACACCGCUGCGGAUGCCCUGGCUGCUCUUGUGGAUGCUGCUGCAUCUGCUCCCCAGAUGGAUGUGUCCAAAACGAAAGAGAGUAAGCACGACGCCACCAGGUUAGAAGAGAAUGUGAGGAGCAGGGCACCAGUCAGUGAGCAGCAGCUAGAGCAGAAAAGCCUGGAGGCGGAGAAGAGAGCCGGUCAGUGUCUGUACACCUCUUCAGCCCUGCCGAGUGGCAAGCCCCAGCCUCACUCUGCAGUAAUUUACUCUGAGGCUGGGAAAGAGAAAGGGCCUCCUCCCAAGUCCAGAUAUGAGGAAGAGCUAAGGACUCGAGGAAAGACCACCAUUACCGCAGCUAACUUCAUAGACGUGAUCAUCACCCGGCAGAUUGCCUCGGACAAGGACAGCAGGGACCGUGGCUCCCAGAGCUCAGACUCUUCCAGUAGCUUAUCUUCUCACCGGUAUGAAACACCUGGCGAUGCUAUUGAGGUGAUAAGCCCUGCCAGCUCUCCCGCACCACCCCAGGAGAGGCUGCCGGCCUACCAGCCGGAGGUCGUGAAGGCGAGCCAGGCAGAAAAUGAAGCCCCCAGACAGUACGAAGGACCACUGCAUCACUACCGGCCGCAGCAGGAGUCCCCGUCCCCGCAGCAGCCACCGCCCCCACCCUCACAGGCCGAGGGGGCGGGGCAAGUACCCCGGACACACCGGCUCAUCACACUUGCUGACCACAUCUGCCAAAUUAUCACACAAGAUUUUGCUAGAAAUCAAGUUUCCUCGCAGCCCCCCCAGCAGCCUUCCACUUCUACAUUCCAGAGUUCACCAUCUGCCUUGGUGUCUACACCUGUGAGGACGAAAACAUCAAACCGCUACAGCCCAGAAUCCCAGUCUCAAUCUGCUCACCAUCAGAGACCAGGCUCGAGGGUCUCUCCAGAAACUCUAGUGGACAAAUCCAGGGCCAGCAUCAGGCCCGGAAAGUCCCCAGAGAGGAGUCACAUCUCUUCGGAGCCAUAUGAGCCCAUCUCCCCGCCUCAGGUUCCUGUUGUGCAUGAGAAGCAGGACAGUGUGCUGCUGCUGGCCCAGCGUGGAGCCGAGCCCGUGGAGCAGAGGAAUGACUCCCGCUCACCAGGCAGCAUAAGCUACCUGCCUUCAUUCUUCACCAAGCUUGAGAGCACAUCCCCCAUGGUGAAGUCAAAGAAGCAAGAGAUUUUUCGUAAGUUGAACUCCUCUGGUGGAGGUGACUCUGAUAUGGCAGCUGCUCAGCCAGGAACUGAGAUCUUUAAUCUGCCAGCAGUCACCACCUCAGGCUCCGUGAGCUCCAGAGGCCACUCCUUUGCUGACCCUGCCAGUAACCUGGGGCUGGAGGACAUCAUCCGGAAGGCGCUCAUGGGGAGCUUUGAUGACAAAGUGGAGGAUCACGGGGUGGUCAUGCCCCAGCCAGUGGCAGUGGGGCCUGGGGGCGCCAGCACCUCGGUGGUGACCAGCGGCGAGAUCCGGAGGGAGGAAGGGGACCCAUCGCCUCACUCAGGAGGAGUUUGCAAACCAAAGCUGCUCAGCAAGGCUAACAGCAGGAAAUCGAAAUCGCCUGUCCCGGGGCAGGGCUACCUGGGAGCGGAGCGGCCCUCAUCGGUCUCCUCUGUGCACUCAGAAGGGGACUACCACAGGCAGACGCCAGGCUGGGCCUGGGAGGACAGACCCUCUUCGACAGGCUCGACACAGUUCCCCUACAACCCCCUGACCAUGCGGAUGCUCAGCAGCACGCCCCCCGCGCCCGUCGCCUGCACUCCCACCUCGGCCAACCCGGCUGCCCCGCACCAGCCGAGUAGGAUCUGGGAGCGGGAGCCGGCCCCGCUGCUAUCCGCGCAGUACGAGACGCUGUCUGACAGCGACGACUGA